AUGGCAGCACUUCGACAGUUUCUCAACGGCAGGGGAUACAUCAAAGACGACGGCGUCGGCCCCAGCCCAACAGCCCCGUCUUCGGAAGAGAGCAGUAAGAUGCACUCUAUGAACUACUCCAUAUCACCUCCACUACCGCAAAAACAACAAGCGAGCUCUCUCCAGAACCGGUACGAUCAGACCGGAAAUAGGCCACUGCAUUCCAAAUUCAACGACGUCGAGCCUGGAAAUUGGACUCAUCCAGCUUUGCGGAAGCACGGUGGAUCUGACGCAUCGAACCAGGACUACACCACGCGAGGAAACAGCACCGACCAGGAAAGCCGCUACCGGCCAGCCCCGCUCCGCUCCGCCACCACUGAUAACAUCCCCAGUAACACACGCGCAUCCGCCACCGGCUUCGAUAUGGAUCAGUCAUCCUUGUAUGAAGAGAAUGAGUCUCCAGCCUUGUCGCCGGCCUUGAAUAAGCACCUCGCUCUCAGGCCACGAGAUGCCCAGGACGAUCUGCGGCGGCGCAGAAGCAGGUCGGUGACAGAAGAUGAUCGCUACUUUGGUACGGGAGAUCAUUGGGAUGGAUAUGGCAAAGACACCCCCAAGCAAUCCCGUAAAGACUCCAUACUGUCAACAUCAAAGCCAUUGCCCGACACAAAGGAGUCAAGAGCGGUACAAUUACUGAAGGAUCGUCAAAGACCGCCAACACGACAAGAUAGCGUGAACGCGGCCUCGAACACUAAUAAGCACCUACCUUCACCAGCACAGAUUUUGACGCAACAAGCAUACCAAGGACGAUUUGAUAAUCACGCACGUAACGAAUCUGUUCCGCAAGGCCCAACUAAGGUCGCACACACUCUGAGUAAUGACAGUAGCCCUACCGACUCGGUCAACACCAGUGAUAGCGGCUCAGGACAAGGCCGCAGUCGCAACCUGAAGCGAUCCCGAGAUCUGGAUUACAGCAUACACGGAUUGGCCGACAUGAACUACCAACAACUGAAAGACGAGUCCUUUGAUCAUGUCCCUGGGGCUGCGAAGAUCCUUGCUCAGUUUGAUCUUCCCAACCCCAAUCUUGGCCUCUCGGAUCGGCUACAACAAAUCUACGAAGACAAGAGCCACAAAGAUCGCGAGUUGCGCGCUCGGGGUUUCUUCUCUUCUCUCACCAUUGAUCAAUAUGAAGAGUGUGGUGAUCUGCUGCUUGACGGCUUCCGUAAAGUGAUGGAGCGACUGAAGUAUGCUCGGCAACAGAAGCGGAGAGCGGCGAGGAAUAUGGAGGAGCUGAUUGCGAAGAGAGAAGAACUGGUCCGAAGAAAGAGAGGUAUCAUCGAGCAGGAUCUCGGUCGGUUGAAAAGCGCAGGUUCGGCGGUCGUCAAACCAAAAUAA
This is a messenger RNA of Bacidia gigantensis, 1371 nucleotides long. RefSeq lists its product as uncharacterized. The transcript has a single exon. The record is from RefSeq and is a predicted model, not a curated record. Gene Ontology annotation, molecular function: RNA polymerase I core promoter sequence-specific DNA binding; TBP-class protein binding. Lineage: Eukaryota; Fungi; Ascomycota; Lecanoromycetes; Lecanorales; Ramalinaceae. Gene Ontology annotation, cellular component: RNA polymerase I core factor complex. Bases 1 to 1371 code for a protein of 456 amino acids. Gene Ontology annotation, biological process: nucleolar large rRNA transcription by RNA polymerase I.